Nicotiana tabacum (common tobacco) is the source of this 357-nucleotide messenger RNA. Its product is annotated as secreted RxLR effector protein 161-like. The record is from RefSeq and is a predicted model, not a curated record. Lineage: Eukaryota; Viridiplantae; Streptophyta; Magnoliopsida; Solanales; Solanaceae.
AUGGGAAUCAUUGGAUCUCUACUCUACCUUACUGCUAGCAGGCCGAACAUUGUAUUUGGUGUGAAAUUAUGUGCAAGGUUCCAAUCAAAUUUUAAGGAAUUUCAUCUGAAGGGUGCUAAGAGAAUUCUGAAAUAUUUUAAGGGCACACAGAACCUGGUUCUGUACUAUACUUCAGGUGAUAAUUUCAACCUUAUUGGUUAUGCUGACACUGAUUAUGCAGGUUAUCUGGUGGAUAGGAAAAGCACAUCUAGAAUGGCUCAUUUACUUGAAUCAUGUUUUAUCUCAUGGGGUACAAGGAAACAAAACUCAGUAGCUCUCUCAACAGCUGAAGAAGAGUAUGAUGCAGCUACCUCGUGA